Macrobrachium nipponense is the source of this 3080-nucleotide messenger RNA. RefSeq names its product methyltransferase-like 26. The record is from RefSeq and is a predicted model, not a curated record. NCBI's taxonomy places the organism in Eukaryota, Metazoa, Arthropoda, Malacostraca, Decapoda, Palaemonidae. The transcript is spliced from 4 exons. The coding region runs from base 163 to 810 and encodes 215 amino acids.
UUAAGGAUUACCAUAAGGUAGAAUUUUGAAGGCGUUUGACAGUUCUCGCCACCAACCCCCCGAACAUAUCCCACCCCCUUUUUGCUGUGGAAUUCGGGUGAAAAGUUCACGAAAAUUGUGCUCCUAACACGAUUGCUACCGUCCAGGUUCAUUCCAAGAAUCAUGUCAGAAGCCAAAGUUGUAGAAAAAGCUGCAGAGAACAACAAAGAACCCAUAUUCAAAGUUCUGGAAAAGGUGAUUCCUGAGAAGUUUGGUGGUGAUGCAAACCUGUCCGCCCUUGAAAUUUCCUCAGGCAGUGGUCAACAUGUCGUUUAUUUUGCAGAAAGGUUCCCAAAAAUAUCUUUCCAGCCCUCUGACAUUGAGGACAGGUGCAUAAAGAGUAUCAAAGAAUAUAUUUCUGAGGCUAAACUUGAAAAUGUGAAAGAGCCCUUAGUAAUUGAUAUUUCCAAGCCUUUAAGUGAAUGGAGCAGUACUGUAGCUGAGAAGUCUGUAGAUGUCAUCAUUAAUAUCAAUAUGGUCCACAUUACACCAUGGAAAUGUGCUGAAGGGCUGUUUGCUGCAGCAGGAAAGCUACUAAAAGCUGGUGGUAUUAUGGCUACAUAUGGACCUUAUGCAAUUCAUGGCGAGAUCACCCCAGAGAGCAAUGUAUCUUUCAAUGAGUCUUUAAAGGCAAAGAAUGCUGAAUGGGGUCUUCGCGACAUUGACGACUUGGAAAAGGAGGCCAAAAACAAUGGUCUCACUUUUGAUGCCAUGUUUGAUAUGCCAGCCAACAAUAAAACUUUAAUCUGGGUCAAGAGUGACUCAGAGUAACCUCUGAACUCUCAUCUGUCUACCAUUUAUAAGUAACAGGAAGUAUUUUGAGGGACACAGUCAUUGGAAAAUAGUUGUGGUUCUUAGUUUGGUCAUCAGAAGUUUUAUCCAUAAUAUAACCAUGCAUGGUAUACAUGAAAUUUAUACACUUACUAAUGCUUGCAAACUAAAUGGAUGAUAAAGCAUACUGUGAUGUAAUCUUAACACAGACUCUGGCAACACAGUAUUUGUAACUGCCAUUUUCUUCAGCUUUAUUUUUGAAAUUAAGCCUAGUUGCAUGUCAUUGAAAUGGUGGAGGAAUGCUGUGAAUAUAUUUUAUUCCCAUUUUGACUUUAGAUAUCUUUAUUAAGUCUUUCUGUUUGUGUGGUUUGAUAAAUCCUUAACAAAAGUUAGAAAUUGCUAAAGGUAACUUAUUUUUAUAAGUAUGAAACUCAGAAGUAGAUUUUUCAUCGAAUGGAAGAUUGAAGAUUAAUAAUGAGAGAUGGCUGUGAAGAAUUUAAAAUUCUAUUUUUCAAUCCAGAGAGAGAUAGAUAUUGAGAUUAUUUUUUGUCUUAGUUUAACAUGAAGUCAGGGAGUUUUAGGAUUGCACACAACAAAGGUUAUGGAGCCUCAAUUUGUUGUAAAACCUGCCUAAAUUUGAUUUUGCACAAUUCAGUUCAGAAAGGUAUAUAGGUCAUACAUAGACACUGCCUUGGUGCAGAAUACUAUGUGCAGUACCUAUAUAAAAAGUUUGGGUGUAGUCAACUUAAUACAUUGAAUUAUAGAAAUUCAAAUAAAUAAUUGGGGGUUUUUGGGCAUCCUAUAUGCAGUCAUUUCUUAUAUGAACGAAAAGUCUUUUAGUUACUGUAAAUGCUAACUUUUGUAAAGGUUUUGCUGUAAUGCUGUAUUGCCUUCAACAAAAUAAUUAUAUAUAUAUUCAAGUGCCACUUGGGUUCACAUAUUCAUCCUGAUGAUGAUCACAUUAGCUUCACUUAAACUCCUUGUAGUGUUUUCUCUUAAUGUAAUUUUUCAGGGUACUGUAUUUACUAUGGUACACGUACUCCUAUCUUUUAUGUACCAAAGAUGAUGUGUAGGCUUUAGAUUCACAUAUCAAGACCAGUGAUGCAAUCACUGUUAUUUUUCUAUCAUUGCAUUUAAAUACUUUACUUCAAGAAAUGCUCUGUGCCUUUGGUUUUACUAAGUACUGAGUGAAACUAUUCUUCCUUCAGUUGCAAAGUACUAAAAAGUGUUAUGCAUGUAUUUUUACACAUUUCAUAUAUGCAUGUAUUUUUACACAUUCACAUUUGCAUGUCUAUUUUGUAGUGGGUAGGACUUUAUGGGAGGAUGAUUGUUGAGAAUGCACAGAACUGACAGGAUUUUUUGUACGUAUAGUGUACUGCAUUGCAAUUUCUGUAGCCAGGUGAGGAAGUCAAAAGGAUUUAAACAUUACAGAGCUGAGCCUUGCAGCUGCUAGGAAAUACUGAAUGUGUAUGGAGAUGUGUAUUUUCACUGUUAAGUUUUUAUUGAUACAUACUCAGUUUUUUUUUUAAAGCAGAAUAUAUUGAGCAUUAUAAAUCUAUCAUGUGAACAUAUGAUAUUCCAUUACCUUUAGAGCUAUUUGUCAUUAUAAUUUUUGACUAGUAUUUUGUUGCUGGUUUUAAUAAUUUGACAGCUUGUAAAAGUAGGGCUUGGUGACAGUGCAUAAUUACAUAAGUAAUUAAUUGCUUUAUUAUAAUUUGGCACAAUUUAAAUUUGACACUUGAAAUGUGAGUACUACAUACUUGUAAUCAAAUUUUAUUACUGUGAUAUUGUCUUAGUGAUUUCACAGGAAAAAGUAGUGAGUCCAUAUAUUUUACCAUAGAAGGAAUAUUAUAACUACUAUAAAGUUGUUUACUAUACAUCUAACAAAAAUGUACUUAAAAGAGAGCAUCAUUCUUAAUCAAACAGAGUUUUAUAAAUAUGUAUUGAAUGCUUUUUUACUUUAUAAGAUUUGAUCUUCAUAGAAAUGAGAAAAUUUAAGUUUACAGGUUUACAAUAUAUUGCAUAUUUUACACCUUUAUUUAGGUAAUAAUCAGUUAGACAUAUUUGUACUAAGUAUUCAUUAUUAAAAUUAUUGCAAGACACUAAUGUAAUAAAGGUUGUCACAAGUGGUCAAAGGUGUAAAACAUCAGCAGCUUGUGUUGGGAGUUCCUAUUAUUUUUGUAUCAAAAUCAAGUGAUUUUAUUAUUUUUGCUACUGUAAGACAAGGAAUUUUGCCUUUCAUUGUGCACUGAUUAAAAUUAGAGGAAAAA